This is a messenger RNA of Lindgomyces ingoldianus, 1305 nucleotides long. RefSeq lists its product as uncharacterized. NCBI's taxonomy places the organism in Eukaryota, Fungi, Ascomycota, Dothideomycetes, Pleosporales, Lindgomycetaceae. Bases 475 to 966 code for a protein of 163 amino acids. The record is from RefSeq and is a predicted model, not a curated record. The transcript has 3 exons.
GGCUUCCCUCUUCCACUCAUUUACCUCGCUUCUCUUCUUAGGAAUGUUAUUAGAGGCGUUUCCACCACAUGAGAGAUGUAUCUGGCCAACACCUCGGCAGUAAUCAAUCAUUUUUCACCACCGGGCGUACAAGAUAUCAAUACUUAUGGAAGAGGCCUCAAACACAGGAAAAUUGAGAAUGAUGGUAGUUUCGUGCUCGCUACGAGUGACUUCCGGGGAGGAGAUGUUUUAGAUGAACGAUUUAUUGAGCUCAAGGGCCGUGCUUCAAUCUCGCGGCGGAUCACCACCGAAGUCGAUCUAUAUAAUCAGCGGCUUCAGCUGUGUCAAUCAUUGACUUCGGGGCUUACUUUUUACCUUAACUUGCCACCUGAUCUGCAUCCUCCAACUUCAGGAUCCCAUUUCGAAGCUGCUUUGGACCACAUUCUCGCCUAAAGAACGAACACGACAUCAGCAAUUUCCGUGCACUCCCACGCCAUGAAAGCCACCUACUUUAAUUUACUGGGUUUCGCCUUCCUCGCUGCCGCUAAUCCCGCUCCGAGAGGUUGCCCAAAAGAACAUUGUUACACAGCAACCAAUGAGUGCAACAUGCCAUACGGUGGUUGCUGGGAUGAAUGCGACUCUCCAGCCGAGCGCCUCCAAACAUUCACCAAGCCCCACUGUCCACCUUCAGCUCACCCUACUAAACCGCCCUCCUGGACUCCAACUCCUACCCCGUCAUGCUCUGUGCUCAGCAUUUGCAUUGAUGCAAUUACAGUCUGCGCUAACGGUGAGACUAAGGGCUACGGAGGCUGCUUCGACACCUGCACGCAACCAACCGUGCACCCUCCAGAAUCCUUGUGCCCUCCAGGGCCAGCGACCAUUACGGCAGCAACUACACCUGCGCCAUCGACUACGAAGAAGCCAAACCCGUCAGAGAAACCAUGCACGCAAAAGGACUCCUGGAAGUGCAAGCCGACCGAAUGGUAGAGCUACAAUUGGAGAGCACUCUUGGUAGAGUAGCUGGAUGAGGAAUGAAUGAAAAGGAUGUCAAUUAAUAAAUUGAACCACUUAUUCAGGAUUUCAUCUGUAAGGCUCUGAUUUCUAAAACUCUCUCGUACAGAGUUGGAAAAGGUUAUCCCGUUCAUGUUUACUAGCAGCGUAGUGUGCUUGAAAUGUUCGAGAAUAUUGGUGGUGGCAUAUGAGUACAUGACCCUUUGUUCGGGUAUUUGAUGUAUCUCUUUGAUUCACCUCAGUGCUAAGUUGACUAAUCUGGGAGGUUGUAAAUGACCUACUCACUUAGCUUGCGUGUAUUCAGGAGGGAUUCAC